AUGCUCAGUACAACCAGCAAAAGUACAAAUAUCAUCUGUUGCAUACGACAGCUUCAGUCAGCCAUUGCCCCGUGCCGCGAGAACGCGUCCACAUUAGUUUCAUUUUAUUUCGUGUUUUCUGUUUUCAAAAAACCCGCGAAACCUAAAUCAAACAUGGCCGCUGUUAACGGAAAGGAUUCAGACCCCAUCGUACCUCCUUCGUCUCUGAUCCGAAGGGUCAGCUCGAGGUCUAUACGGAACUCAAUUUCUGAAGAAAAGGAAAAUGGGGAGGGACCCGUGAAAGGGUCCUUCGUAUCCAAAUAUAAGAAAACUCCUGAAGCUUUAAAGACUUUUCAUAUGACUGAUGCGGAAAGUGAAUUGGAGGUACCAGGAACACCAAUGACACCACGAACAUCUACGACACCCGGUCACGAAAACUGUACCUUCCACCAUGACCUGGAGCUCGAUCACAGGCCACCAACUAGGGAGGCACUACUCCCCGAUAUGGCUAAUUCAUACAGACUUUUGCUUACAGGUCUUGGCGAGGACCCGGAAAGAGCGGGUCUUUUAAAGACACCAGAACGUGCUGCUAAAGCUAUGCUGUUCUUCACAAAGGGCUACGAUCAGAGCCUUGAAGAGGUUUUGAACAACGCUAUAUUCGACGAAGACACAGACGAGAUGGUGGUUGUUAAGGAUAUUGAGAUGUUCUCAAUGUGCGAACAUCACUUAGUACCCUUCUACGGAAAGGUGUCUAUCGGUUACCUGCCACAGGGCAAAAUCUUGGGCUUGAGUAAGCUGGCAAGGAUUGUGGAGAUUUACUCUCGUCGUCUCCAAGUUCAAGAGCGUCUCACCAAACAAAUUGCCAUUGCAGUAACACAGGCGGUUCGACCAGCCGGUGUAGCCGUUGUUAUUGAAGGAGUGCAUAUGUGCAUGGUGAUGCGCGGUGUCCAAAAAAUUAACAGCAAGACGGUGACGUCAACAAUGCUGGGAGUGUUCCGAGAUGAUCCUAAGACGAGGGAGGAAUUCCUCAAUCUUGUUCACUCCAAGUGA
Molecule: messenger RNA, 1029 nt
Organism: Arctia plantaginis
Lineage: Eukaryota; Metazoa; Arthropoda; Insecta; Lepidoptera; Erebidae
Source: the annotation of a GenBank genome assembly